This is a messenger RNA of Galeopterus variegatus (Sunda flying lemur), 1445 nucleotides long. RefSeq names its product heme oxygenase 1-like. Gene Ontology annotation, biological process: response to oxidative stress; heme oxidation; heme catabolic process. The record is from RefSeq and is a predicted model, not a curated record. Lineage: Eukaryota; Metazoa; Chordata; Mammalia; Dermoptera; Cynocephalidae. Gene Ontology annotation, molecular function: heme binding; heme oxygenase (decyclizing) activity. Bases 1 to 834 code for a protein of 277 amino acids. The transcript has 5 exons.
AUGGAGCACCCCCAGCCCGACAGGAUGCCCCAGGAUUUGUCAGAGGUCCUGAAGGAGGCCACCAAGGAGGUGCACACCCAGGCAGAGAACGCUGAGUUCAUGAGGAACUUUCAGAAGGGCCAGGUGACUCCAGAGGGCUUUAAGCUGGUGAUGGCUUCCCUGUACCACAUCUAUGUGGCCCUGGAGGAGGAGAUCGAGCACAACAAGGAGAAUCCAGUCUACAGCCCCCUCUACUUCCCAGAAGAGCUGCACCGCAGGGCCGCCCUGGAGCAGGACAUGGCCUUCUGGUACGGGCCCCACUGGCAGAAGACCAUCCCCUACACACCGGCCACUCAGCGCUACGUGAAGCAACUGCACGAGGUGGGACGCACAGAGCCCGAGCUGCUGGUGGCCCACGCCUACACCCGCUACCUGGGCGACCUGUCCGGGGGCCAAGUCCUCAAGAAGAUUGCACAGAAGGCCCUGGACCUGCCCAGCUCGGGUGAAGGCCUGGCCUUUUUCACCUUCCCCAACAUCGCCAGUGCUGCCAAGUUCAAGCAGCUCUACCGCUCCCGCAUGAACUCUCUGGAGAUGACCCCCAAGGUCAGACAGAGGGUCAUCGAAGAAGCCAAGACUGCAUUCCUGCUCAACAUUCAGCUGUUUGAGGAGUUGCAGGAGCUGCUGACCCAGGCGCGGGCGCAGCGGGACUGCAGCAGGGUGCAAGACUCCACCCCCAGGGAGACUCCCAGAGAAAAGCCCCAGCUCAACGUCCUCUCCCAGGCUCCGCUUGUCCGAUGGGUCCUUACACUCAGCUUUCUGGUGGCAACAGUUGCCGUGGUACUUUAUGCCAUAUGAAUGCAAGCGUGCCGGCUCCCUGGGGCCACGAACUCUGUCCAAAGGAGGGCCCUCUUUCUGGAGAGGGAAAAUCUCUUGGUUGGCUUCCUUACCUUGCGCAUGGGACAGUUUCAGGGACCCCAGCCCUCUCCCUGUAUCCCUCUGGAGGAAGGAGCCUGUGGCAUCUUCCCCAACCAAAAGCACAUCCGGCCAAUGUCCUGAACUUGCCAAGUGGGAAGAGGGGCCCAGCUCUGCCUCUCAGCAUCCCCAGCUCCUGCACAGAGCCCAGAAGCCAUGGCCAGAAGUAGCAGCUGUCCUAGACCUCCAAACGCUCUGAUUUCAUUGUAUCCUUGUUGGCACGGCCAUGACCGCUUUCCCUGUGGGCCGUGGCAACUUUCAUACAAACGUGCAGAUGUUGUGUCUUGUGUUUCUGUCUUGUUUUUGUUGGAGCCACUCUUUAUUCCUGGCUCAGCCUGAACUGUGGUAUUUUGUUGUGUUCUGUUGUUUUUAUAGCAGGGUUGGGGUGGCUUUGGGGGAGUGGGUGGGUGGGGAGGGAGGUGUUUUAUUUUAACACCACUGUGGCCUUGGUCUCUUAACUUUUGUGUGAAAUAAUAAACGUUAUCUGAUAGUAA